Messenger RNA from Gopherus flavomarginatus (Mexican gopher tortoise), 871 nucleotides. RefSeq names its product C-type natriuretic peptide 1-like. Bases 69 to 464 code for a protein of 131 amino acids. Lineage: Eukaryota; Metazoa; Chordata; Testudines; Testudinidae. Gene Ontology annotation, molecular function: hormone activity; hormone receptor binding. The transcript is spliced from 3 exons. The record is from RefSeq and is a predicted model, not a curated record. Gene Ontology annotation, cellular component: extracellular region.
CUCGAGGGGGGGGAAGAGGAGCCAGAGACGUCCCAUCGCUGCGGGAGACAACACAACACAACACAAAGAUGAACCCGAAGCUUAUUUUCUGCUGUGGAUUUCUGCUGCUGCUUCUCAGCCAGGACCAAGUGAGGGCCAAACCCCUCUCCAGUUUACAGAGCCUGUCCAGAUUGUUAGAUGAAGAUCUGGAGCAUCCCCUGGCCUCAGAGGAGAUGGACCAAGAGCGAGAAGACAUGAUCCCAACUGGUGCCUUUGACCAACAGGACUCUGAGCUCCAAUGGGCCCGAAACUCCAAGGACCAGCCCGAGGGGGUCCCCAUCAGUGACAGUACCUUCCAGAGGCUCUUCAGCGAUCUUCUGGGUUCAUCCAGGAGAUACCGAGGCAGGAGCAAAAAGGGCCUGUCCAGGGGGUGUUUUGGUGUCAAGCUGGACAGAAUUGGCUCCCUGAGCGGACUGGGAUGCUAACUGUUCGCUAUGGAUUAAGACUUUCAGGACCUAGAGGACCCGUUGCCUUUCAAUGAGAUGUUCAGCUCAAACUGCUCCAGCUCCACUAACUCCCCUGUAGACACUGUGCUGAAUGAGUCCCUCCCAGGCCAUCUAUACGUGACCACUAAGACACUGGCCAUUGUUCCAUAGUUUGUAUCACAGUAUUACCUUAUCAAACAGUUAUCGGUUCCAUUUAUUUGUCUCGGUUACGUGCCAUGUGUAUGAAACAGUCCUCAUUGUGUCAUGGAUGCUGAAAAUCCACUGGUUUUCAUCAUUUGGUGAAUGUGUUUCUCACCUCCACUCUGGUUUUCUUCCUAGUUCAUCAUUCCUGAGGACAAAGCGUUGCCCUGAUUUACAUUUGGUCAAAUAAAUAUGAACUAUUCAAA